AUGGCUACCGCUACAACCAUGAGGGAGAACGCCCAGCUGCCUUGCAUCAAAUGCUCGGUUUGCGGCCGCGACGUAGAGAUACACUUGAUGGGAGACCACAGCUGUGGGGAAGUAGCGCAGGCAGGUCCUCAAUCGAUGAGACGGCCUUCUGCCCCAUCAUCUUCGCAGAAGAAGCAGUUCAGACUUCCACAGAUAGAUCCUUACAUUGCGAACAAGUCCUUCCUGGGAGUCGACUCCCUGACGCCAUCGAGCAGUGCCUCAGGCUCACGGGCACAUUCGCCGACGACGCCGCAGGAUGGGCAGCCACUGGAGACUCCCGCGUCCGCGUACAACAUCGACUGCGCGUUCCCGCUGUUCGAGCCCGCGCGGAAGAGCCACAUGCGCGAGGGCUCGCAGACGGUGCCGCCGCCGCUGCAAUCGCAUGCCAACGGCACGUAUGCAUCUCGUCCGCAGUACUCGCCAGGCUUGCCGCCGUCGCCCGCGCCGAAUCCCAUCAAUGCCUUGUCGUUGAUGGCAAAGAUGAACACUAUCGCCCCGGGGCCGUUUGAGCCAAGGAGGGGGAGCAAUGAUAGAGGAACCGAGCGUGCGCCGCCGCCCGCCGCUCGCUUUCCCGAUAGGAGCUCGUCGAGGAAGUACAGCGUCGACCACACCCUCGGGCGGGAAACGUUCGAAUCGAGGGAGCAUGCGCAUGAGGAGGCGGGGAAAUACCGCUGGAAGGAAUCGGCGCGGGGAGAUCAUCGAGGGGAUUCGGCGGCUGCUGCCGCUGUCCCACGAAUGCUGGGGAGAACCGAGAGCAUCACCGAUCCCUCGCUGAACACACCUCACGGCCACCGCCUGACCCGCGCGGAGACAAUGCCGAAUCCACAAUUUCAGGGAGAAAAUUUGGUGCCAGAGUCGCCGAGUAGGGCAAACACAUUUACCGCCUCUGCGAGAUCGUCCAGGACUCCGAGGGCACCGCCGCAUCCCGGAGUGGGACUCCCUCGCACUCCCUCGCAGUUUCGACGCAAUAAGGAGAUGCAGGCGAAGGAACUCCCUCUUCCUCCUCCUCCUCCUCCUCCUCCUCCUCCCUCCGCACUGCCAGAACCGCCAGCGAGGGAAAGAUCGCCGGCUUCACGACAACUCUCACCAACCUCAGCUGGCGGAUAUGAGCGAUCACAGGCACACGCCGCCACGCUGUCGGUAUCGAGCAGCUCGUCUUCUGCGCUCUCGCAUCUGUCCAAGAGCUCCAUGUCGAGCCCGCCGGCCUCGGACAUAUCCGAGACAUCUCGAACGAAGGGUCCGCAAUUCGUGGACCCGCGGACUUUCAACCACGACCAGCACAAGCGUCCCGUAGUUCCUACCAGCACCGGCGAGGAAAUCGACAACCUGAUACACGACCUAAACUUUCCCCAGCCGUUGCGGCGGGAACGGACACCGCCAUUCGUCCCGCCCAAGAACGACCGCGACGCCCGCCGGCCCAGCGAGACCUCGCCCCCCGUCCCCCUCAAGAACGACCGCGACGAGGUCCGCCGCCGUCCCAGCAACUCUUAUUCCCGCGUUCCCCCGCCACUAUCCAAGUCCCCCUCCCCGCCCGCACCGCCGAGCCGGCAUGGCACGCCCGUCAGCCACGCCCCCAGCCGGCACGGCACGCCCGUCGGGCACAAGCGCAAUCCCACGAGCAAAGGUCCGUGCCGGGGCUGCGGCGAGCAGAUCGUAGGGAAAUCUGUCUCCUCAGCCGACGGGCGCCUCACGGGGCGCUACCACAAGGCAUGUUUCGUGUGCCAAACGUGUCACCUGCCGUUCCAGUCCGCGGAGUUCUACGUCCUCGACAACCUCCCGUUCUGCCACCACCACUACCACGAGCUCAACCGCUCGCUCUGCGGCGUGUGUAAUCGUGGCAUCGAGGGGCCCUGCCUCGAGACCGUGCAGAGGGAAAGGUUUCAUCCGGGGUGCUUUACUUGCGUCCAAUGCCGCUGCCCCCUCGGCGAUGACUACUACGAGAUCAACGGGAAGGCGUUCUGCGAGCACCACGCGCGGCGGUACCUGCAGCGACCACCACGGCCGCACCCGCCGCCCGGCAGUGGGGCGAGACCUCCACACUCACAACACCCACACCCACACCCACACCAACACCAACACCAACACCAACACCAACACCAACCACAACACGGCGCUGAGCUGGCACCGCUAAAUGUUAAGGUCGAGCGCAGAAGGACCAGGCUGAUGUUUAUGGGUGGCGAAGGCGAGGCGCCGAGGCAGGUGCCGGCGCAGGGGCCGGCGAAGGGGCAGGUGCAGGUGCGGGGGGAAGUGGAGGUAGUGGAUGUUAUGAGUAAUCGGUUUUAA
Molecule: messenger RNA, 2322 nt
Organism: Tricharina praecox
Lineage: Eukaryota; Fungi; Ascomycota; Pezizomycetes; Pezizales; Pyronemataceae
Exons: 4
Coding region: 1-2322 (773 amino acids)
Source: RefSeq, a predicted model, not a curated record